AUGAGUGAAGAACUUAAAGACACUUUUGAUGGUUAUUUAAUGUUUGAUUUCUCGAACUUUCAUGGUUUGAUGGCUUAAACAUUUGAUAAUGAAGAAAUAGACAUUCCAAAAGUUGAGAAAUAACCAAAAAGAAAAGCAUAUAAUAUCCCUGGUCCUUAUCUUGAUAGUCCACCAAUUGAAUUUGAACGUAAGAAAAUCAGUUAAGGAAGGAAGCGGUGAUUGUAGUGAAGGAAUAUUAUUUAAUGGAUAAUUGGGUGAAGAUGACAUUCCAGAGGUUAAUUUAGAUGAAGAUUGCUUAUCAAAUUUUAAUUAUUCCACUUCUGGUUUUAAUUUAUUGGCUAAUCUUGAUUUUGAACCAGAUGAAGAUGCAUAUGAUAAUGCUAUUAAUGCUACAAGUGAACCUAAUUCAUUACAUCAUAGAAAUUCUAAAGUAUCAAGAACGAAAAAAAUAUCAAUAUUUUCACCAACAUUAUAAUUUGAUGAUAAUGUUGAUCAAAAAAUAUAAAUGAUAACUUUAUAGAACAUGGAAUUAUUAAAAAAAGAAGAAAAAUGUGAUAUAGAUGAUUUUUAUAAAUUUCUAACUUCAUUAGAUUUUCUUAAUGUGUCUAAUUAGAAACAUAAUGAUGAUGUAAUGAAAGUAGAUUAAUUAUUUCAUUUGGUUUAAAUAAGACAAUUUUUUGAUAAAAUGGCUGUGAUUUUAUUUUAAAAGACUGAUUAAUUACAUUCUAUUAGUUAUACAUCCAAGUUGGACUAAUUUAAAGAGAAAAUGGAUCACUUUAUUAAUCUUGUCUAAUAUAUGGUUGAUGAUGGAACAUAUAGAUAGAAAUCUUUAAGAGAUCAGCAUGUAUUUAAAAAAGAUUAUACAUUAACUAUGUCAGUAGCAUUUUUUAAAGGUUUAGAAAUUAUUUCACUUUAUAAGUCCUUAUUGAUGCAAAAGAACAUGUAAGAUAGAUUAAAAAAAGUAAUGAGCAUUUAUAUAAACAUAGUAUAAUUCUGCAAAAAAAAACUUAUAGUCAUAUUUGAGAUUGUGGAGGCUUAUUAAAAAAUUAAAGGUUUCAUUGAAGUAAAAAAAUACUCAAAAAUCGUGCACUUUAACAAAUUCAACUUUAGGCAAUUAAUCAGUUGAAUUAUCAAUUUCAGAUCCACAUGCACAAAUAUAGCUUGCUAGAAUUAAAGAUAAAGAUAAAGAUAAUAAUAAUAACACUAAAAUAUCUUUAGAGGGCUUCGAUAAAUAUCUUAAUAGAACAAUUAAAGUAUAAAAAACGACAAUAUGUUAUGCAGGAGUAUGGAAUAAAAAAAAACUACAAUCUAGUCAAUAUUCAAUAUAUUAUUCAAGAAAUUAAUCAGACUAAUUUGAUUAUUGA
Molecule: messenger RNA, 1364 nt
Organism: Paramecium sonneborni
Lineage: Eukaryota; Ciliophora; Oligohymenophorea; Peniculida; Parameciidae
Source: the annotation of a GenBank genome assembly